AUGGAGGAAAUGGGAAGCCUCUCUUCCCAGCUUAUGCUUUUAUGCGCUGGGUUCUCUCUUCUUUACAUGCUGAUGAAAACCAUUCAGUUCUAUUACAGAAGACGAGCACUGCUCAAGGCUUUUGAAAAAUUUCCCGGCCCCCCCAGCCACUGGCUUUAUGGUAAUGUUCACCAGAUAACCAGCCACAGAGAGGAACUGGAUAUCAUGUUGAACUGGGCUGAGCAAUUCCCUUAUGGUUUUCCCAGAUGGUUUGGUGGCUUUAUCACUUCCUUAGUUGUUACCCACCCCGAUUAUGCCAAAACUGUGUUUUGCAGAGGAGAUUCCAAGCCAGCAUUCAGCUAUGAGCGUUUGAUUCCUUGGAUUGGGAAAGGCCUACUGAUCUUAGAUGGACCUAAGUGGCAACAACACAGGCGAUUAUUAACCCCGGCUUUCCAUUAUGACAUCUUGAAACCCUACCUGGCAAUAAUUAGAGAUUCAACCCAAGUGAUGCUGAAUAAAUGGGAGAGGCUGAUCAGAGAAGAUCCUACAAAGUCUCUGGAGAUGUUUGAACAUGUCAGUUUGAUGACUCUUGACAGCAUCAUGAAAUGUGCCUUCAGCUACAAAAGCAACUGCCAAACUGAUAGUGAACUGGAUUAUUAUGUCAAAGCUGUGUCUGAUCUGACAUAUCUAUUAUUUCGGAGAAUCACCUCUGCAUUACUUCAGAAUGACCUUGUCUAU
Molecule: messenger RNA, 717 nt
Organism: Varanus komodoensis (Komodo dragon)
Lineage: Eukaryota; Metazoa; Chordata; Lepidosauria; Squamata; Varanidae
Product: cytochrome P450 4A6-like
Exons: 6
Molecular function (GO): oxidoreductase activity, acting on paired donors, with incorporation or reduction of molecular oxygen; iron ion binding; heme binding
Source: RefSeq, a predicted model, not a curated record